Molecule: messenger RNA, 5607 nt
Organism: Pangasianodon hypophthalmus (striped catfish)
Lineage: Eukaryota; Metazoa; Chordata; Actinopteri; Siluriformes; Pangasiidae
Product: zinc finger protein 850-like
Exons: 3
Coding region: 159-3374 (1071 amino acids)
Biological process (GO): regulation of transcription by RNA polymerase II
Molecular function (GO): RNA polymerase II cis-regulatory region sequence-specific DNA binding; DNA-binding transcription factor activity
Source: RefSeq, a predicted model, not a curated record
GGUAAAUCAGGGUGUCUUUGCUGAAGUGCUGGAGUGGAGCAGAAGCUCAUCAUCUGUGCAUGAAAACAUCUCUGCCUGCGUGUUUUCUGCGACGAGUUGAAUAAUAAUAAUAAGAGCAUUUGAGCUGGUUAAAUGUGUUGAUCUGUAAAUCCUGAGAAAUGAACGAAACCAAAAAAGUCUUCUCCUGCUCCUUGUGUCCUCUUUCCUACACAUCUCAAAUUGACCUCCACAACCACAUCACGACUUGCCACUAUGAGGAUUCAGGAGAAAUUAAAUAUGAAAACAUGAUGCCCACAGGAUGCUCGAGUAGUGAGCAGAACACUGAUGGUAAUUUACCGACUACCACCAAUCACAAACCACUGGAGGAAGACCAAUAUUCAGAUUGUGGGAACAGUUUUACUCAAGAGAUUGAUCUCAAAGCACACCAACACCUCCAUACAGGAGAAAAGCCGUAUCACUGUUCUGAGUGUGGGAAAAGUUUUAAUUGCCAAGCUAAUCUCAAUGUGCACCAGCGCAUUCACACAGGAGAGAAGCCGUAUAAAUGCCUAGAGUGUGGAAAGAGUUUUGCACAGUCGGGUCAUUUUCAACAACACCAGCGCAUUCACACGGGAGAAAAGCCGUACCAGUGCUCACAGUGUGGGAAGAGUUUUACUCGUCAAGCUAAUCUCAGAACACAUCAACGCAGUCACACGGGCGAGAAUCGGCAUCAGUGCUCACAAUGUGGAAAGUGUUUUACUUACCGAAGUAAUCUUGAAAUACACCAGCGCGUUCACACGGGAGAGAAGCCGUAUAAUUGCGUACAGUGUGGGAAGAGUUUUGCACAAGUGGGUCAUUUUCAACAACACCAGCGCGUUCACACCGGAGAAAAACCGUAUCACUGCUCGCACUGUGGAAAGAGUUUUGCACAAGUGGGUCAUCUUCAACGGCAUCAGACUGUCCACACAGGAGAGAAGCCGUAUCACUGUUCACUGUGUGGAAAGAGUUUUGCUGAAAGUGGUACGCUUAAAUCACACAUGCGCAUUCAUACAGGAGAAAAGCCGUAUCGCUGCUCGCAGUGCGGAAAGAGUUUUACCAAAAGUGGAAGCCUCAAAGCACAUAUGCGUAUUCAUACAGGAGAGAGACCGUUCCAGUGUUUACAGUGCGGGAAGAGUUUUUAUUGCCGAAGCCCUCUCCUAAUACAUCAGCGUAUUCACACAGGAGAGAAACCUUUCCAAUGCUUACAGUGUGAGAAGAGUUUUUAUUGUCGGAGCCGUCUCCAAAUACAUCAGCGCGUUCAUACUGGAGAGAGACCAUUUCCCUGCUUUCAGUGUGGGAAAAGUUUUUAUUGCCGGACUCAUCUUCAAAUACAUCAGCGCAUUCACACAGGAGAGAGACCGUUUCACUGCUUACAAUGUGGGAAAAGUUUUUAUUGCCGGACCCAUCUCCAGAUACAUCAGCGUAUUCACACAGGAGAGAAGCCGCAUGUCUGCUCACAGUGUGGGAAGAGUUUUAGUCUGCUGAGUACUCUCAAAGUACACCAGCGCGUUCACACAGGCGAGAAGCCGUAUCAUUGCCUACAAUGUGGGAAGAGUUUUGCACAAGUGGGUCAUCUUCAACAACACCAGCGCGUUCACACCGGAGAAAAGCCACGUCACGGCUCGCAGUAUGGAAAGAGUUUCGCACGAGCGGGUCAGCCUCAAAAACUCAAACCUGCUCCCACAGGACAGAAGUUGUAUCGCUGCUCACAGUGUGGAAAGAGUUUUACUAAAAAUGGUGCUCUCGAAGCACACAUGCGCAUUCACACAGGAGAGAGACCUUAUGACUGUUUACAGUGUGGCAAGAGUUUUUAUUACUGGACCUAUCUCCAAAUACAUCAGCGCAUUCACACAGGAGAGAAGCUGUAUAUCUGCACACAGUGUGGCAAGAGUUUUGGUCUGCUGAGUACUCUCAAAGUACACCAGCGCAUUCACACAGGAGAGAAGCCGUAUGUCUGCUCACACUGUGAAAAGAGUUUCAGUCUGUUGAGUACUCUCAAAGUACAUCAGCGCAUUCACACAGGACAGAAGUCCUAUCAAAUGAACAACACUUUGAUAGUUUUCUCCUGCUCCUUGUGUCCUCUUUCCUACACAUCUCAAAUUGACCUUGAUGACCACACCGAGACAUGCCACUAUGAGGAAUCAGGAGAAAUUAAAUAUGAAAACCUGAUGCCUACGGGAUGCUCGAGUAGUGAGCAGAACUCUUUACCAACCACCAUCAAUCACAAACCACUGGAGGAAGAUCUUCACCAAUACCCAGAAUGUGGGAACAGUUUUACUCAAGAGAUUGAUCUCAAAACAUACCAACACCUCCAUACAGGAGAAAAGCCUUAUCAGUGUUUGGAGUGUGGAAAGAGUUUUAAUCACCGGAAUACUCUCCGACAACACCAGCGUAUUCAUACAGGGGAGAAGCCGUACCACUGCUCAGAGUGUGGAAAGAAUUUUAAUCACCACACUAAUCUCCAAACACAUCAACGCAUUCAUACAGGAGAGAGGCCGUAUCACUGCUCAGAGUGUGAGAAGAGCUUUACUCACCACAGUGCUCUCCAAAGACACCAGCUCAUUCAUACAGGAGAGAAGCCGUACCACUGCUCGGAGUGUGGGAAGAGUUUUAAUCGGCAAACCAAUCUCAAAACCCAUCAACGCAGCCACACAGGAGAGAAGCUGCAUCAGUGCUCACAGUGCGGAAAGAGUUUUUCUCACAGAAGUGCUCUCCAAACACACCAGCGCAUUCACACGGGAGAGAAGCCGUAUAAUUGCUUACAGUGUGGCAAGGGCUUUGCACAACUGGGUCAUCUUCAACAGCACCAGAACGUUCACUCGGGAGAAAAGCCGUAUAAUUGCUUAUACUGUGGAAAGAGUUUUGCGCAAGUGGGUCAUCUUCAAAAACACCAGACUGUUCACACGGGAGAGAAGCCGUAUCGCUGUUCACAGUGUGGAAAGAGCUUUACUCAGCCGAGUACUCUCCAAACACAUCUGCGUAUUCAUACGGGAGAGAAGCCGUAUCAGUGUUCACAGUGUGGGAAGAGUUUUACCAAAAGAGGUACUCUCAAAGCCCACCAGCGCAUUCACACAGGAGAGAGACCCUAUCAGUGCUCUCAGUGUGGGAAGAGUUUUACACACUUGCUUAGUCUCCAAAUACACCAGCGCAUUCACACGGGAGAGAGACCAUAUCACUGCUUACAGUGUGGGAAGAGCUUUAUUCGCAGAACUUAUCUCCAGAUACAUCAGCGCAUUCACACAGGAGAGAAGCCGUAUGUCUGCUCACAGUGUGGGAAGAGUUUUAGUCAGCUGAACACUCUCAAAACACACCAGCGCAUUCACACGGGCGAGAACUCUGAUGCACUUGAUGCAUGUUAAUCACAGUGCAGGAAGAGUUUUAAUGAAGGCAUACCCCAGAGAUGGGCACUCGAGUUAGUGACUCGGACUUGAGUCACAUUUUAAUAGACUUCAGACUUGACUUCAAACUCGACCUGAAAUGACUUGACUCGACUCGAUAAAAAGGACCUGUGAAUAUUGUAAAAACAGCUCGACUCUUUUAACGAGUCAUAAAGUAAGAAUUUGUUUUAUUUGUAAGGUUUUAUUAUAUCUGCGUCACAUUUUUCCCUGUGUGUCAUGGUAGAUCAGACCCUUAUCAUAAAAUUCGAUGACGUAUUUCUGCGUAAACAUGAAAUAUGGUGGCUCACGUUUGGCUUAAUUAACAUACUGUCCUCAGAAGCAGGAACUUCAGGAAGAUCAGCUAAAUGCAAAGAAUUUGGGAAAACAAUUAAAGAUACUGGAACAAUGACAUCAAACUUUAUUACACAUCUAAGAACACAUCCACAAAGGUUAGUCACGUUAACGCACAUAGCUAGCUAGUAUUGUACUGUCGCAAACAUUGGGUAGUGUAGCUGCAUGGCUUAUUUGGAUUGCCAAGCAGAGGUUGCGCUAACUGUUAAAAACAUGAAAGAGUCUAGCCUUUCAAUAAGGCAUGAAUGAUGUAACGGUUACUGACGUGAGACUUGACUCGGACUCGUGACGAAAGACUUCAGACUUGACUUGGACUCCAGAUGAAAGACUUUGUGAACAUCUCUGGCAUACCCUGCUCUAUAUCUAGGACUGGAAUCAGCCAGCUAAAAGAAACAUUGGCAAAGUGCAGACAGAUAUUUAGGCCAAAAAUCAGCCAGUUACAGUCUAAAGCAGAUUGAUCUCCCAUCUCUAACUGUUAAGUUUGCAGUACCAAGAACCAUUCACUAACAUUAGAGCUUCCUGGGUGUUUACAUGGUGCUGCAUGAAACGUUAAUUAAUUUCUCUUCAGUAGUUUCUCUUCAAGUUUUUAUCCUGUCUGGGUUAGGGCAGUUUAAAUGACAAAGUUGUUUAUAUUUUGGGGAAUAUAGCAAGCUAAAUUUAACAGAAAAUAUUGCAGGCAGAUGCAAACAAAAACAAUAACUGUAUGAGCGGAAGGGAUUGGUCAACAUGUACUCUAGAGCAACCACAUGUAUUCUUGAAUUGAUAUUGUCAUCCAAGUCACCUUUUGAGUUGCAUUGAUCUUGCUAGACAUAAUUGUCUCGUCACUAAUGUCCAAGUUUUUUAAGCUUAACAAACUUACAAACAUCUUGACCCCCGAUCUCUCCAGUUUAUGUCCAGUCUUUAACACACAUUCUCUGUCUAAGAUGGACUUCUGUAAGUUGAUCUGAAUAAUGGCAGCUGCUAAAUACUGUAAAUGUAAAUCUGAGAUUUUGGAGAAAGGUGUUGCUGUUUCUUUCUAAUCAUGAAUAACAAGUAUGAUGUAUUUCAGUUUGCUUUCUGGAAGAAUCAUAGAACAGAAUCAGUGCUGGCUAAAUUCCCAUGUAAGAAAUAUCUCUAAAACUGACUGUGAUUUAAAGAAACAUAUCCAAAAUAAUACAUAGCUUAACCGUACAUGGUGCUGAGAAAUUAAUAUAUAUUUCAAUAGUCUCCAUAUUAGACUGUGUAAUUAUGUAAAUAUUUGUAGAAGCUUCAGCUUCUUCACGGUGAAGCACAGCGGCUUAAUGGUUAGCACAUUCACCUUGUACCUCUGGGGUUUGGGGGUUCAAAUCCCUCUUCGCGUGGAGCUUGCAUGAUCUCCCCGUGCUUCAGGGGUUCCCUCUGGGUACUCUGGUUUCCUCCCCCACCCCAAAGACAUAUGUUGUAGGCUGAUUGGCGUUUCCAAAUUGUCCAUAGGGUGUGAAUGUGUGCACGAUUGUGCCCUGUGAUGGGUUGGCACCCCGUGUAGGAUAAGCAGUAUAGAAGAUGGAUGGAUAUUCAAGGUACCCUUGCUGUCUGUUAAUGUCUGCAUUAACUAUAAAGUCCUGCUUAUGAUGUUUCAAUUCAGUUUUAUUUAUAUAGCACUUUCAACACUGUCACAUUGUCAUAAAGCUCUGAAUGGAUAAAGUUCUUCACUCAGCUGAGACUGUCCUAGUGUUACUCUCAUCAAUAAUCACACCUCAGCAGGUGGAAGUAAUGUUCAUAGUUUUGUGUCUUGAGUGAUUGUAGAUUGUUUUGAAGUGUACUGUCUACAUGUACUGUGUUUUGACUGUUUAAUGGUGUGUAUAUAGCACUUUGAUCUCAAAAUGAAAAGUGUUGUAGUAGUAAA